Messenger RNA from Anisakis simplex (herring worm), 783 nucleotides. The record is from the annotation of a GenBank genome assembly. NCBI's taxonomy places the organism in Eukaryota, Metazoa, Nematoda, Chromadorea, Rhabditida, Anisakidae.
AUGAAACCGUACUACGCGGUUGCUCGCGGUAGAACGCGAGGUGUGUAUAGGACGUGGCCAGAAUGCGAAAAAUCUGUGAAAGGAUUUACUGGCGCAAAGUUCAAGAAAUUCAGCAGCGAACGUGAAGCGCUCGACUUCAUCAAUGCCAACAAAGAAGGAUGUGUCCCUUUGGCAGUUAAACAACCAGCUGUAACGACUUCAUCCUCGUCAGGUGCUCUCAAACCAUCGAACAGUGGUCGUAUUCAGAAAAGACUCGUUCCAAGAAAAAACAUUCUUCAUCUGAAAAAGAAAGCGCUGUGUAAAACGGAUGUGGAUGAGUGGAGGUCACAAGGUGUUCCAGUAGUGUAUACAGAUGGUGCUUGCUCAUCAAAUGGUCGUCGUGGUGCCAAAGCUGGAAUUGGUGUGUUCUGGGGUGAUAACAGCCCUGACAACGUAUCACAACCACUCGCAUCUGGACCUCCAACCAAUAAUCGUGCCGAGCUUUCGGCUGUUAUUGCUGCUUUGAAAACGGCCCAUGAAAAGAACUUAACCAGACUGAUCAUCUGUACGGAUUCAAAUCUUUUGAUUCAGUCGAUGAAUUCCUGGAUCAAGAAUUGGCGAAAGAAUGGCUGGAAAACAGCGAAUGGUGAAGACGUUAAAAAUAAGGAUCUUAUUGUUGAGUUGGAUACGUGGUUGAAUAGAAUCGAGGUACGUUUUGAACACGUCGCUGGGCAUGCCGGUAUAUACGGGAAUGAAAAAGCUGAUGAAUUGGCUAGAAAUGGUGCAGUCAGAUAUGGCGGAUGA